This is a messenger RNA of Coregonus clupeaformis (lake whitefish), 824 nucleotides long. RefSeq names its product zinc transporter 7-like. The record is from RefSeq and is a predicted model, not a curated record. Lineage: Eukaryota; Metazoa; Chordata; Actinopteri; Salmoniformes; Salmonidae. The transcript has 4 exons. The coding region runs from base 197 to 805 and encodes 202 amino acids.
CCCUUAUGGGUAUGGCCACAGUGCACUCCCGUAUGGUUAAGGGCUUUCUUUUCGGGGUCACUGUACCCAUGUUAGCCCUGCCCUGGCUGUUUCUGUUCAUCAUAACACUUUUGGUCCCACACACUGUCUUCCUUUGCAAUGCCAUCGCCAUCAUCGCAGGGGGAUCUACGGAAAGGGCUGGCUCUCACUUCUGGACAUGUCCGAUGCCAGGGCAUCAGUGCUGGACAAGAAGAUGCCUUUCAGGCUGCUGAGGAACAUUGGUGUCCUGUAUGUCCCUGCAUCAACAGAGGAGAGAAGGAAGACGGUCCACCCACCAAUCAUUCCAACCCCAGGCUCCUACCCAGUCCAAGCCUACGCUCCAGUGUCCUUUACCUCCAACCUACAGGCUACCGAGACCACACCAAAGACAUUUGAAGGCUGGGCCCACUCCUACUAUACACAGGGGAGCCCUGUUCAGCUCUCAGGUUAUUACGGACACAACCAUGGAUAUGGCCUCAAGCAUAGCUUUGGGCCAAGUCACGGACAUAGUCACGAACAUGGACACAGCUGCAGCCACAGCCAAGGUCAUGGACAUAGUCACGAACACAGCUUCGGCCAUGGACUCAGUCAUGGGCAUGCAUCUGCCUCUCAAACCAGCAGUCACUGGGCUCCAGUGGCUCAACAUCCACAUUCUCAACAUUCCCACCUCAGUCCACUGUCUGUGUCUGUCAGUGCCCCCCAGAGUUUCACAGCAAAAAUGCCGGAGUCACUGCCAGAAUCUGUGAUGGUUCACCCAGGAGCACCUGUGUCUUCACUGACAGACUGAUGACUUCAAUCCGUAACGG